Molecule: messenger RNA, 636 nt
Organism: Aspergillus alliaceus
Lineage: Eukaryota; Fungi; Ascomycota; Eurotiomycetes; Eurotiales; Aspergillaceae
Exons: 4
Coding region: 1-636 (211 amino acids)
Source: RefSeq, a predicted model, not a curated record
AUGUCUCUCAAAGGAAAGGUUGCCAUAGUAACGGGUGGUGCAAGAGGGAUUGGUGCAGGAAUAGUUCAAGCUUUAAGUGACGAAGGAGCAAAGGUUGCGUUUAACUUCGUCUCUGCAUCAUCGCGUACGGCUGCAGAAUCUCUAAUUGAAUUAUUACGAAAUGACGGUCGUGAGGCAUUCUGUAUUCAAGCCGACCUGGCUGAUGCCCAAGCCCCAGCGACCCUCAUCUCAGAAACCCUCUCUAUCUUCCAAACAGACAAAAUCGACAUUCUAGUCAACAAUGCCGGAUUGGAGGACAACAGACCCCUUGAAGAGGUGCCCCUUGAAAGUUAUAACAACCUCAUGAAUAUCAACGUCCGCGCCUCUGUUUAUGCGGCGAGCAAAGCUGCUCUUGAAGGUCUCACUCGUGCAUGGGCUACUGAGCCGGGGCACAAGUAUGGCAUCACGGUGAAUGCUGUAAACCCUGUUCCCGUUGAUACGGAUAUGAUGGAAGAGCAAAACAAGAAAUUUCCUGCUGGUCAGCGAUGUGGCACUAUCCAGGAUGUUGCGGAUAUUAUUACAUUCCUAGCGGGGGAGAAAUCGCGGUGGGUUACUGGGGACGUGAUCUGUGCGAACGGAGGAAUGCUUUACACUUGA